Habropoda laboriosa is the source of this 3290-nucleotide messenger RNA. RefSeq lists its product as uncharacterized. The record is from RefSeq and is a predicted model, not a curated record. Gene Ontology annotation, molecular function: protein kinase binding. NCBI's taxonomy places the organism in Eukaryota, Metazoa, Arthropoda, Insecta, Hymenoptera, Apidae. Gene Ontology annotation, biological process: neuromuscular junction development; positive regulation of protein tyrosine kinase activity.
AUGGUGGAUAACAAUUGUAUUAUCGAGGGAAAUGUCAAAUUUCGCGACGGUAAAAAGUGGAAAUCAAGAUGGUGUGUCAUGAGGAAAUUGUCACCAGUUGCAGAUUGUCUUCAUUUGCAACUUUACGGAGACAGUAAGGAUCGAUACAAGCAAGGUCAAACGAAAGCUUCGUUAAGCUUGCAACAUUUUCUCGGCGUGGAAAGCGGUUUCACUCUCGACAAGGAAUCCAAUACUAUAGCUAUAAUAUGCCAGGAUGUGACGGUCGUUUUGGCAUUCGACACCAGAGAACGAUUGAUACAAUGGCAAGUGAAGAUCUCCAACAAUUUAGGCGAAGAUCAACAGUUCCUGAUACUGAUCUCCACGGUGCCAUCGAAAGCGAAAGUGACCAAUGGACCCGCACACUUGCACAUCCAGGAUCGUCGUUUCUGCAUUACCGUCGGGAUUCCUCCCAGAUUAGUUGGUAUUUGGGAGAUCGGACAUCUACGUCGCUACGGUGUGGUGGAAGGACGAUUCUGCUUCGAGGGAGGCUCAAGUUGCGGUCGAGGGGAGGGUCUUCAUGUGCUGAUAACGGACCAGGGCGAAGAUAUCGUGAAGAUGCUGCAAUUAGCGGCUGAAGGGAAGCUGACGAAAAAACGACCGGUUAGCAGAGAGCAGAUAAUGCAGGAGAGCCCACGUCGUCAAUUCUCUCGUUCAGAAACAAGGGCCAGCGAUUUUUUCCCCUCGGCUGUUUACUCGUCCGCAUACGAGGAGCAGUGCGACAGCUGCAAGAACGAGAGCUCGCCCUAUUGGUCGUCCACCGAGAGUAGACAGCAAACUGAACUCGACAGGGAUUACAGCAGCAGAGACACCGUCUCCGUGUCGGAGCUGCCUGAUCAACCAGGGGAAUGGCGCAGCUGUUCCCUCACUCGUCAAGGAACAUCCGCUCUCGAGCGUUGCGCUAGCUGUAUCAGCAAACUAGGCACCGUUUCUAAAUCCUCUACUCUGGUUACGACGACAGGCGCUAGCAGUAUAAGCAGCCCAGCGGGAACUAUGAACAAUCUAGGUUGCCAUUUGCAGCCACGCACUCUCGAUCGGUUAUCGUUGUCUUCGUACAGUAGUAGCAGCCACGAUAGCGACUAUUCCAGCUCUCAACAAGUAGAGUGUCACUGUUCGCAAAAUUCGAAGAACACACAUCCGCAGACGAGUGUUCAACGUGUGUCACCGAGUCCUAACGCGUUGCCACCGAGACCUCCGAAACCGUCCCAAAGCACUGCCACGAAGAAGGUGAAGAAACCUCCUAUGCCACUGCCAAAUGAACAAGCCUGCGUGCACUCGCGUAAACAGCAAUUGAUCACACGUAACACGACCGCUAUCGCCGGUCCAUACGAGAAUUACGACAUACCCAAGACGAUCUUGGGGCAUCAUAUGUUGUUGGAACAGAGUUCCCAACCGGAUCAGUAUUACGAUACGCCAAGGAAAAUCAAAGAAUGCCUAGCACUGCCAAAAAGCUAUCCUAAUUACGAUACACCACAGACUCCGCAAGCUGUGGUGUUGCAACAAUGUGGUUGCCCGGCCAAGCUCACCGUUCAGUCCCCCAGGUCCUCAGGAUGUCCCUGCCAGAACGUGAUGAGCUGGGCUGGUUUUGUACUGCCAUAUUGUAGACGAGGAGCAGGAAUUGAACCCACCGGUGUGGCUGUUCAUCCGGUGAAACUUUCCGGAGAGGGAAAGAUGCCUGUGGUGAAUGCAAGUGGAGAAAUAGCAAUCUACGCGACGACUAAACGGGUCAAUAAAUCGGAGAACGUCGAAGAGAAGAAUAAAGACAACUGCGAGUGUCUUGAAACUGGAACCAACAAUUACGAGAACGUUGAACCUGUUAUCGACACGCAACCUGAGUCGAAGCAAACCAAUUACGCGAAUAUCGACUUCACUCAAUCCCUGGAACAUUAUGAAAACAGCAAAGAUCUGUUAGCGAAGAGUGGAAUAUCCCAGGAGGAGAUAGAAAAGUUUUCCGACCAAAUUAAAGACGUAACCACUCCUGAACCGCCCACAGAAGAUUCGUCCAAGAUUUGUCAAAAGUGUGGCCACAUUAAGGACAGGGAGAACGAUUAUUUAAUUAUGGAUCCUGAGAAGCAAAUGCCAAAGAAACCAUUCCCUGGCUAUCUACCGAUGCAACCAGCUCAUAAUGCUUGUUCGAAGGAAAUUCUAUCGAGAAUUUGCAGCGGUAUAAAAAGCUCGAGUAAUCCUGCAUUGUCAGGCUCAGCAUUGUCAGAAAGUGGCAAGAAACGAUCAGACUCUGAGUUUCGUGUUCCAGGUUCAGCGAUGUUGUCCAGUCCUUAUCUUAGACGUCGUUACCUGGAUGGAAACGGUGGAGCAGAAUCUAAUGGUAACAUUAGUAUGCUUCUAAGAAAACGGUCCUACUCCGCAGAGUCUGCACAUUAUCUGGAUGAUGAGAAUCACACUUUUCCUUCGACUCUCACCAUUCACAAGUGUUCCAGCGAGGCGGACAAAGCAUCUUUAGUCAGAGGAGAAACGCAUUCUCCCUGUGUCAAUGCAGAGAUUAAAAUCAGCCAGGACAACGGGCAGAUAGUCUCUCCUCAGCCGUCGUUUAUCAAGAUUCGACGUUCGUCUUCAGUGCCAUCUAAAACUGGUCACAACAGAGACUCUUCUAGCAGUAACGAUUCAGGCGUUUCAACUGGAUCUCUUAGUCACAGAACAGCGGAAUUCGUGGAGUUCGAAUUGUCGUUGACUCCGUCGACUUCCACGAGGAAACAGAACGUAUUGUCCGUUUACAGGAAGAGUCCACCGCCCACUUGUUACCACAGCAGUUUACCAAGGAAGUCUAAGUCCAGCGAUCCGCUCCGGGAGUUGUCGUUUCAAUUUCAGAAAAUCAAAAUCCCCACGAAAUCCUCUUCAGCGGAAGCUGACAUUCCAACGUGUUUGCCGAAAGCUACGAAAGGGUUCAAUAGUCCGGGAGAAGUGUCCAGUGCACCUUACAUCGAUUCGCGUAGCACAAGCAGCGGUACAUCCGACAUGUCUGACUACAUCGAGACGUUGUCGUUGUCCUCUCAUUCGUCGUCUGAUACGCCAGACAGUUUGAGACUGGGUGGCAGAGCAGUGGCAACGACGCUUCGUCCACGUGGAAGAACGUUGACUACACCAUCCGCCAAUUACGCGAAUAUUACCCCGGUGCUCGAGAAAAGCGAGUCCCCCUCGCCUGGAUACAUGAGUAGCUCUCCCUUUGAACAGCCACAACCUACUCGUGAACACUUUUUGUUUCCCGAUGAAGCUUGAACGUAGCAACAUUGUUUGGG